AUCGCGAGGCUGUAGGCAGGGCCGGGCCCGACAUGGCGGAAGAGGAGGUGGCCAAGUUGGAGAAGCAUUUGAUGCUUCUAAGACAAGAGUAUGUCAAGCUGCAGAAGAAGCUGGCAGAAACAGAGAAAAGAUGCACACUUUUGGCUGCACAAGCAAACAAGGAGAAUAGCAGUGAGUCAUUCAUCAGCCGCUUGCUGGCCAUAGUGGCAGGUCUCUAUGAGCAGGAACAGUACAGUGAUUUGAAGAUCAAGGUUGGGGACAGGCACAUCAAUGCUCACAAGUUUGUCUUAGCCGCCCGCAGUGAUAGCUGGAGUCUGGCUAACUUGUCUUCCACAGGGGAGCUAGAUUUGUCAGAUUCGAAUCCUGAGGUGGCAAUGACAAUGCUUCGCUGGAUCUAUACGGAUGAGUUAGAGUUCAGAGAGGAUGAUGUGUUCCUGACUGAAUUGAUGAAACUGGCCAAUCGCUUUCAGCUCCAGCUCCUUAGGGAGAGAUGUGAGAAGGGUGUUAUGUCUCUGGUGAAUGUUAGGAACUGUAUUCGCUUCUAUCAAACUGCAGAGGAAUUAAAUGCCAGCACACUGAUGAACUAUUGUGCAGAAAUUAUUGCAAGUCACUGGGAUGACUUGCGAAAGGAGGACUUCAGUAGCCUGAGUGCUCAGUUGUUAUAUAAAAUGAUCAAAUCCAAGACAGAGUACCCAUUACAUAAAGCUAUCAAAGUGGAGAGAGAAGAUGUGGUCUUCCUCUAUCUGAUUGAAAUGGAUUCCCAGCUACCUGGGAAGCUUAAUGAAACAGAUCAUAAUGGAGAUCUUGCAUUAGAUCUGGCUCUUUCACGGCGUCUAGAGAGUAUUGCCACCACUCUGGUUAGUCACAAAGCUGAUGUGGACAUGGUAGACAAGAAUGGCUGGAGCUUAUUACAUAAAGGUAUCCAAAGAGGAGAUCUUUUUGCAUCUACAUUCCUCAUUAAGAAUGGGGCCCUUGUCAACGCUGCCACACUAGGGGCCCAGGAGACCCCAUUACACCUUGUAGCAUUGUACAGUUCAAAGAAAUACUCAGCAGAUGUGAUGUCUGAGAUGGCACAGAUUGCAGAGGCCCUCCUGCAGGCUGGUGCUAACCCCAACAUGCAGGAUAACAAGGGCAGGACUCCUUUACAUUUGUCCAUCAUGGCCAGGAACGAAUAUGUGUUCAAUCAGCUGCUGCAGUGUAAACAAUUAGAUCUAGAGCUGAAAGAUCACGAAGGCAGCACUGCACUUUGGCUUGCCGUCCAGUACAUCACUGUGUCUUCAGACCAGUCUGUAAACCCCUUUGAAGACCUCCCUGUGGUAAACGGGACAUCAUUUGAUGAGAAUAGCUUUGCAGCCAGACUCAUUCAACGCGGCAGCAACACUGAUGCUCCUGAUGCAAUGACAGGAAAUUGUUUACUACAGAGGGCAGCUGGGGCUGGAAAUGAGGCUGCAGCUCUCUUCCUGGCAACCAGUGGUGCCCACGCCAACCACAGGAACAAAUGGGGAGAAACUCCUUUACAUACAGCUUGUCGGCAUGGCCUGGCCAACCUCACAGCAGAGCUCCUGCAGCAAGGUGCCAAUCCAAACUUGCAGACAGAGGAGGCUCUGCCUGUGUCUAAAGAGUCUCCGGUCCUAGUGAGUUCUGUAGAUGGCAUCUACCUACAAACACCAUUGCACAUGGCGAUUGCCUAUAACCAUCCAGAUGUGGUUUCUGUCAUCUUAGAGCAGAAAGCCAAUGCUCUUCACGCCACCAACAACCUACAAAUCAUUCCUGACUUCAGCCUCAAGGAUUCCAGAGACCAAACUGUGCUCGGCCUGGCAUUAUGGACUGGCAUGCACACAAUUGCUGCCCAGCUGCUGGGCUCCGGAGCUUCAAUCAAUGACACCAUGUCAGAUGGACAGACACUGCUGCACAUGGCCAUACAGCGGCAGGACAGCAAGAGUGCUCUCUUCCUACUGGAGCACCAAGCUGAUAUAAAUGUCAGGACUCAGGAUGGAGAGACUGCCCUUCAGCUGGCCAUCAGAAAUCAGCUUCCACUAGUGGUUGAUGCUAUAUGUACUCGAGGAGCUGACAUGUCUGUGCCAGAUGAAAAAGGGAACCCACCACUGUGGCUUGCCUUGGCAAGUAAUCUGGAGGACAUUGCUUCCACUUUGGUCAGACAUGGUUGUGAUGCUACAUGCUGGGGCCCAGGACCAAGUGGAUGUCUUCAGACACUUCUGCAUAGAGCCAUUGAUGAAAACAAUGAAUCUACUGCCUGCUUUCUUAUUCGAAGUGGCUGUGAUGUGAAUAGUCCCAGACAACCAGGUACUGAUGGAGAAGGAGAAGAGGAAGCAAGGGAUGGGCAGACUCCUCUGCAUUUGGCAGCCUCAUGGGGACUAGAAGAGACGGUACAGUGUCUUUUGGAGUUUGGUGCCAACGUCAAUGCACAGGAUGCAGAAGGAAGAACACCUGUCCAUGUGGCCAUCAGCAACCAGCAUAGUGUCAUCAUUCAGCUGUUGAUCUCUCACCCCAACAUUGAGUUGAGCGUACGGGACAGACAAGGGCUGACCCCUUUUGCCUGCGCCAUGACUUACAAGAACAAUAAGGCAGCUGAGGCCAUUCUAAAACGAGAGUCUGGGGCUGCUGAGCAGGUAGAUAAUAAAGGUCGGAAUUUUCUUCAUGUGGCAGUUCAGAACUCUGACAUUGAAAGUGUCUUGUUCCUGAUCAGUGUCCAGGCCAAUGUGAACUCCAGAGUCCAGGAUGCUUCCAAGUUGACCCCUCUGCACCUUGCUGUUCAGGCAGGCUCAGAGAUCAUUGUCCGAAAUCUGCUUCUUGCAGGAGCCAAGGUGAAUGAAUUAACCAAGCAUCGGCAGACUGCUCUCCAUCUCGCUGCGCAGCAAGACCUGCCCACCAUCUGCUCAGUCCUCCUAGAGAAUGGAGUGGACUUUGCUGCUGUGGAUGAGAACGGAAACAAUGCUCUUCAUCUUGCGGUCAUGCAUGGUCGACUCAACAAUAUCCGGGCUCUUCUGACAGAGUGUACAGUGGAUGCUGAAGCCUUUAAUCUGAGAGGCCAGUCACCACUGCACAUUCUGGGACAGUAUGGCAAAGAAAACGCAGCAGCCAUCUUUGAUCUCUUCUUAGAGUGUAUGCCUGAGUAUCCUCUGGACAAACCAGAUGCAGAAGGCAACACAGUGCUGCUCUUAGCAUACAUGAAAGGGAAUGCCAACUUGUGCCGUGCCAUCGUUCGGUCUGGGGUUCGCCUUGGGGUGAAUAAUAACCAAGGAGUCAACAUUUUCAACUACCAGGUUGCCACUAAGCAGCUUCUAUUUAGAUUAUUAGAUAUGCUCUCCAAGGAGCCUCCAUGGUGUGACGGCUCCAACUGCUAUGAAUGUACUGCCAAGUUUGGAGUCACAACUCGAAAGCAUCACUGUCGUCACUGCGGCCGUCUGCUUUGCCAUAAAUGCUCAACCAAGGAGAUUCCUAUUAUAAAGUUUGACCUGAACAAGCCUGUGCGGGUUUGCAACAUUUGCUUUGAUGUACUGACUCUGGGCGGAGUCUCUUAGUGAGGCCCCCAGGAGGAUCCAGGCCUGCAUCCCCUGGCACCUCCCCAGCAGCUGCUCUACUCACCAGCCUGCCUCCUACCCAGAGCAAGAGCUGGCAGUUGUCUUCCUGCGGCAGAAGACCAUGGUGUGAUCCCUGAUCGUUUCAAACUGUAUGACUGUCAGUGUCAGACUUCGGUCUAUUGCACUAGAUGUCUCACUGGUUGGACCAGGCCAGUUUAGCCUGCGUGACAAAUGUGAUAGGAAUCAGCUAGCAGCACACAAGACACUUGGAGACAAUGUUCCCUUUCAGUAACGUAGCGUCCAUCUCAGAGAAUUCACAAAGUCUUCCUGCCUGGGCUGACCCAGAGGCAGAGCCUGACAGUAGAGAGCAGCCGCUAGACGAGGGCUAGUUACUCACUCGGGUGGUGGCUACCCUGAGUGGCUACCGCCUUUAAUGCACAGUGUUUUCAUAAAGAUAAUAGGAACUUCGUGCCCUCAAGUCUUUUCUUUCUUUAAGCUAAGCUGUAUUUUUAGUGAGCUGCCCUUUUAAAAAGGUGAAAUCUUUCUAAACAGGGUUCAAAGAUGAGAGCUGAAUAAUUGUGGCCUUAACAACUGAAAGCUUUACCAAUGUUGCUGCUGCUAGGUGUCAGAAUGCCUGUGGCAGCUUGACACCUAGCAGCCAUCUCAUUCUCUCGUCUUGCUGCGUCCUGUCUGUGGAGUCCUCAGUCGCUGCCACUUGAGUGGUGGAAGAAAUGCACUUUGACUGUGCUGCACUUUUUCUAGAGCUGUAUCAUUGGUGAAUCCAAUUCAAAAAUCCAUGUUCAAAAAUGCCAUCACAUACUCUCCUAUCAGUGGUUCUGAUGGCCAGCUUGGACUGGACCUCAGCACACACUAAUCUAAAAGGGAAAACUGCCAAGAAGGAAGAAAUUCAUACUGAUGUGAAUGAUGCGGAAGGCGAUGGCUGUGGCUUUGAUCCAGGUCCUCUCUCCCUGACACGCCCUUCCUGCUAAAGCCUUGCCUUGCAUUCUGAGUGCUCACGGUGCUGGUUCUGGGUAGCACUGGGCCUCAUCAGAGCCAAGCAGCCCAAGGCCCUGGCCAAUUGUGAACAGCCUGUUUUAGAAAUCUGGCUGAAAUGACGAGCAAGGCUCUGAAGCAUAGGUCUUUGGUUCCUGAUGCUACACAUACUAGCCCCGGGAUGCUGGGCCUCUUUCUUUUAAAAGUUUGGCCAAUGUUUUGGGUUGUUUCUGUUUGGGAGUUUUAAUUUUUUAAUUUUAUUAUAUUGCACACUGAAAGAGAAACUUAUACCACUUUUUUUGUUUGUUUUUAAGAAACAAAAACAACUGCUCUGAGACUCUGAGAUGAACAAUAUCUGCUCAUAGUCAGAGAUUAACUGUCAAUCACUCGCACUGAUUUUUUGAGACAUUUGAUAACCCUACGUUACUUGCAUUACUGGAGUAUGGCUGUGUGAAUGAAAGGGACUUCUUUGGGCAUCUCUUUCUUGGAUAGUGGUAUGCUCUCUGUUGCUGUAGAGUUAGGCAUCCUACUGCCUAAAUAUGUAUAAAAUGUGCUGAAAAACCAGUGUGCUACUUUCUAAAAAUACUUGUGUGAUUUAUAUGUAUGCUUUUUAUGUUAACAUUAGCUUGUACACAGUGUUUAAAAGGAAGAGUUACUUGGAGGAGUGCCAUUGCCCCCAGCCUGUGACUUAAACUUCAUAGAGAAUUUUUAUGAAAACAUUUAGUCAGUCUUGGCCAACAACUAUAGGAAGCAUGCAGUCAGUUUCCAAUUUUUUAUUGCUUAAAAGGGCCACAGAGACCUAGGAUUAGGUUGUUAUCAUGAUGCUUUAGUGGGGAAGGUAAUAAUGGUUUGGUUAUGAACCAGGGUGGUUGGUGCACAUAUACCUGUUCUCCCUUGUUUAUUGUGGAGAGGGGGAUGGAGAGUCAGGAUGAAGCUAGUUCUGUCCUUGCCCCACCACACCAGUGUCAGUAACAGUCUUGCCUACAACUGUACUUCCAAUCUGAAGAUCAUGCCUAAAACAUAUGUAGGUUAAAGUUUCUGUUCCUUCAGAGGUCAGUGUAGUGAUUAGCAGUGGCUGAGAGAGGCUGGCUGUGUGACUGACUGAGGGACAUUGGUAGCCAUGCUGUAGAUGUGGACCGGGCAUUCUUCCACGCCCCAAUCCCCCUGACCAUGCCCCGCUCACUGCGCUGCACUCCUCUUGUUCACUGCCCUGGCCAGGACCAGACUUCCUGUGCAUCUCUCCUGUCCUCUCUCCAUGCUGACCAGACUUCACCAUGAAAUUGCUUAGCUGUUCUUGUUCACUCUUAAUCAGUACCUUAAGAACUAGCUGCAAAACUUCAUUUAUUCAUUCGAAAAGUCAGUUGUGAAUGAGCCAAUCAGGAAGAGUCAACUUUACUGAAAGAUAAUUGCUGCCUCAGUUAACCUGCUGUGCUCACCUAGCUUUUUAACUGCCUCUUGUUCAUCAGGACUCUGCUGUACAGUGUAUCAUUAAGGAUUUUCUGUUUGUUUGGUUUUUUUAAAGAUAGAGGUACAGACCAUGUGCUUAAACUAGUUUGCUAUAAUCCUCUAACACAGCAAUGUCCCACAAGCUUAAGUGCCUACACUGAGGACUCCCUUAUUUCCAGUUGUCUUUUCAUUGGUAUCUCACUCAGUGAUGUGUUAGAACACGAGUUUUGGGCCUAUUCCACCCCAAUAACCAGUUCAGUCGAGGCUGAAUAUUAGACUGCUCAGUUCAUCUGCCAUAUUCUCUCCAAGGAGUGGGGUCCACAUGAUGUUUUUGUCCUCUACCUCAGAGCCAUGAGUUGUUUCUGACUACCCAUCAGCUUCCUCCCUCUCCUUCAAUGGGUCUUUCAUGAAGCUGGGUGUGUGGGUCACACCACCCUGCCCAGUUUGUGCCCAUCCCCCAUACGGCACGUUCCUGCACUAGUUUUGUCUGCAGACAAGGGGUGGAGGACAGGCCUCCCAUCUAGGGUUUCCUUACUUGGAGAAAGAAAAAAGUGGCUGAACUGCCAAAAGCUUAGACCAGAGAGGAAGUGACAUCAACAUGUAAAUGUAUGUCUCCCUCACAGAUACUGGCUUCCCUCAGGAUCAGCCCCCUAGAGCCACCUGAAGCUCCAGAGCUCCCCUGCCAGCCCAGCAGAGGAAGCAGCUCAGCAAAGGCCUCUGAGCUAUGCUCACUGUACAGAAUUGAUCUAGUGGAAAACUGAGUAUGUGACCAGUUAAUAUAAAAUUCCCAGAUGUCGUAGAUGCCUUAAAGACUUUCUCUAGAGGAUCAUUGCCUCUUGCGUGGAAUAAAUAAUGUAUUAACUCUUACAACUGACAACAUUGGUUCUCUACAGUGAGGGUGGGGACUGCUGGACGAACUGACUUGCCAGCUUGGCAGCUGUGUGGAACUGGGCGUUCCAUGACAUCCUUAAGGUACCAAGGACAAGGCAGCAGCAGCUGGGCCAAAACUGCAGGCACACGUUUGGAUAGACCACUUGGCUCUCAAACUGCUCUGGUGGUGCUCAGUGUGGGAAGGACAGCAUCAGCAGGGACCAUGGCGCUUAGCAGCAUUGUUUCUUUGGAGUCUGUGUAAUGGAAUGUAUUUUUCAAAUAUUGAUAUUUUGAUUUUCUGUAAUAAUUCCUUAUAAUAAAAAUGAGGUAAAAUUGUGAA
Molecule: messenger RNA, 7191 nt
Organism: Grammomys surdaster
Lineage: Eukaryota; Metazoa; Chordata; Mammalia; Rodentia; Muridae
Gene: Ankfy1
Product: ankyrin repeat and FYVE domain containing 1
Exons: 25
Coding region: 33-3542 (1169 amino acids)
Molecular function (GO): metal ion binding; protein binding
Source: RefSeq, a predicted model, not a curated record